GAACAGGCCAUGAAAUGAAAUAUGACAGGUAGGUAGCAGAGCUUCAAGUUCUGCUUAGUAAGCAGAGUUUGAAGUUCUGCUAAGCCAAAAGUAGUGUGGGCCCAGUUGAAGAGUAGAUUUUUGAUGUUUGUUUUGUUUAUUUUGCUAUUUAUGAAGAAGUACAUUAAACUAAUAAUCCAAAAUAGAUUGAUAGAUAAGUAAAGUUGUCCUAAAAAUUGUGUUCCAAGAUGACGGUUAUGCAGAAGAUAAACAAACGAAUCCCUGGCAUCUUACCACCUCCUCCUAAAAGUGAAGUCGAUGGCAAAAUCGAAAAUUUAUCAGCGAAAUCCAAAGCAGAACUAUUGGAUAUCCGGGACCGGCAACUAAAACUUUUGAACAACAAAACAUUCUUGAGCAAACUCUCGGAUAAGGGGGCAAAGAUUCAGCAGUUUUACGACAAAAUUGUUACAGAAAUAAAAGCAAGGGAACAUGUAGAGCAAACCUGUCGUUUGUUAAAUGAAAUGAGUAUUAGUUCUGACAAAGAUUCUAUACAAAAUCUCGAAUGGGAAGGUAACAUGAAAAAAAAUGAGAACAUUUACUUGGAUUCUGAUGAUGACAGUGAACCUGAAGACACCUUGCACAUAAUAAGUCAAAGCACAUCUCAUGAAAAGAAAGUUAAGGUUAUGAAGCCAGAAAAGCCAUUAGUUACUCCUGAAGAUCUAUUAAGUAUAGGUGAGAUUCCGCACAUCAAAAAACUUGUUGAUAUAACCGAAGUAAGCAUUAAACCCAAAACCUCAGGACAAUUCAAACCAUAUAGGACAACAAUAUCAGAUGUACAUAACCCAGAAAAAGAGAUACUUAGAAAACAAAAUAAACAUUGGGAGGUUACAGCUGCAACACCUCCACCUAUAUUACAUUGUCCAGCAAAACCUUUGACAAUAAAAGAAUCCUUAAAUCUCCAGACGGAACAUUAUAAGCAUUUGAAAGAAAUUGAAGCAAAACAUGCUGCUGAGAAGUUAUUUGAACGCACAGGAAUCAAAAUGGCUGAAUUACCAGAAGAUAGGUCCAAUUUUGGGAACUAUAGGUCUGCAGAUAGUGACGAUUCGGGAUCGGAAGUGUCUGAUCCUGAAGGUAGCGAUAAAGAAGUCCUUGAUGAAGAACCGGAAAGAGGGGGAGUUGUUUUUACAGUUCUCAAGUGAUCAAAAUUGUUGUAGCACCAUUAUUCCUUACUAAUAUUGUAAAUGCAAUAGCGUAUGUUUAGGUUUGUACCUAAUGAAGCAACAGAGCAGUGGGUUAAUUGUUAUUAAGCUUGUGAUGGAUGUCACUCUAACAUCCAAGUCUUAAUGGACAGACUUACAGUGUUUCUGGUGUGCUACUAUCAAACUUAUUUCCGUUGCAAAGCAGCGUUGUUGCUUUGUUUGCUGCUGUUUUCUGGUCAGAGGGGUGUGGGUGCUGGUGUACUUACAGGCACAUGAUAUACUUACACCCAUACCUCAGGUUGAUGGACCCAGGAUGGCUGGUUCCAGUAUGUGUUCCUUGCAAAGUGUUACUUUGUUUAUAGGCAAUGGUUUUCCAUUUACCAUCAAGUAGCCCAUAUGCUUGGUCCGUCAAUUACAGUACAAUAAAAAAAAAUGAAAUUUGUUUAUUACCUCAACACAAAUUAUUUUAUAAGGAUGCAUAAUAUUUGUUAUUAAGGUAUCAUUUUAGCCUUAGAAAAUUGAUUUGUUAGUUUAUCCAUCUUUAUGUCACCGCUUUUGCAUUUAUAAUAUCAUUGGGUAUUUAAUAUCCCACAGUACAUUCUGGCAAAGCCAUGGAUCUUUAGGUUAGUUGUGGGUAGGAAUAUUUAUAACGUUAGUGUUAAUACAAACAUUUUAUAUGAAUUAAAAAUAAAUUGCGAUAUAUUUCAUAAUA
Molecule: messenger RNA, 1890 nt
Organism: Pararge aegeria (speckled wood butterfly)
Lineage: Eukaryota; Metazoa; Arthropoda; Insecta; Lepidoptera; Nymphalidae
Gene: Polr2M
Exons: 2
Coding region: 228-1178 (316 amino acids)
Biological process (GO): transcription elongation by RNA polymerase II
Cellular component (GO): nucleus
Molecular function (GO): transcription elongation factor activity
Source: RefSeq, a predicted model, not a curated record